GACUUCAAACCAUUGCGCCAUCUCUGCUUAUCCUCAGAGCCGACAUAGAUCACCCAAAGCUCAUUCUCGUUAUCCAAACCGCACCCCAGAGCCGACAUGAAGCUCAUCACCGUUUUCAUGGCGGCGCUUGGCUCCACAGUCCUUGCCAACAAAGAUCCUGUCGACAAGGCACCCUUUUGGCAUAGUUGCAACCAGUGCGGAUACGAGUGGAACGAUUGCCUGCUCCGACACAACCCUACUCGUUCGCCAUACCUCGAUCCAUUUUGGGAUGCCGCUUGUGCGGAAGAGCUCUGCAACAACGACGACGACCACCUAGGCUGGUGGUGCUGGCACAAUUGCUAUUUCCAUCAGGGUUCCUGUUUUGCGUAUGGCCGAAUGACUGAUAAAGGGGGGAAGUAUGAGGAUAAGGGAUUUUCUCGUGGCGAAUGAAAGCUAGACUUCUCACGCUGUAGGUGCAUAGGUAGA
Molecule: messenger RNA, 465 nt
Organism: Alternaria alternata
Lineage: Eukaryota; Fungi; Ascomycota; Dothideomycetes; Pleosporales; Pleosporaceae
Exons: 2
Coding region: 97-429 (110 amino acids)
Source: RefSeq, a predicted model, not a curated record